Molecule: messenger RNA, 3236 nt
Organism: Sinocyclocheilus rhinocerous
Lineage: Eukaryota; Metazoa; Chordata; Actinopteri; Cypriniformes; Cyprinidae
Product: carnitine O-palmitoyltransferase 1, liver isoform-like
Exons: 18
Coding region: 835-3156 (773 amino acids)
Biological process (GO): fatty acid metabolic process; carnitine metabolic process
Cellular component (GO): mitochondrion
Molecular function (GO): carnitine O-palmitoyltransferase activity
Source: RefSeq, a predicted model, not a curated record
UCUAACGUUAGCAAGAUAAACGUUGCUAUCCUGACCUGGAAUCAUCGUGCCAUUUAAUCGAAUGCGUGUCCGAUUGUACAGUUAAUUUGAUCAAGUUCAUAGGUCUGACCAGGAGAAUAAAUAAUCAAAAGACGGUAAGUCUGGCAUAUGGCAAAAAAUAAUAAAUACAUAAAUAACGUAAACAACAGUCCACCGGGUUAGCCAUAGUUCACUAAGUAAACACCCACAUGUAGAUAACAAAUCUAGAUCUUCAAAUCUUUGUAUUCAGCAGAGCCAGAUUCAAAGGUGUUUGCGAGUCAUUUAACGUUACGAUUAAUGUUUCGUCGCCUGUAUUAAAUCACGUGAUUUAGUUGUGUUUGAUAGAUAGAUAUAUAGAGGAAAAGGCGGCCGCAUCAUCAUCGGGUCUGAAUGCAUCGCUAUGUGCAAUUACAUAUGCAACUUUUUAGAUAAAUAGUUAGUUGUUUUUAAAAGCUCUGUAGAAUCGAAAUAGUCUUCUUAAUAUGUAAUUUAAGCCGGUGUGAUUUGAAAAUGAAUUUGAAUGGGUCAGCCAAUGAUGUGAACUCUUCAGCCAUUUUCGGUUUAGAAAUAUUAAUGACUUUACUAUAAUUCCGAAACUUAGAGUAUUGUGCUUGCUUGUCAAAUAAAGGCAAGCAAGUAAUUAAGGGGUGGUUAGUCAUUGGAUGGUCAUUUAUUAACAGCUAAAAAGCAGGUUAUAGCAUUUGUAAACAGCAAAAUGACAGCAUGUUACAGUAAUUUGUACUUUGAGCUAGUCACCUCUUGUGUCUUGUAUUAAAGAAUGUUGUUCUUUCACUGAAUUGUUAGUGGUGAUCCAGUAUGGCAGAAGCUCAUCAGGCUGUGGCCUUUCAGUUUACUGUCGGCCCUGAUGGCAUUGACCUUCAGCUCAGUCAUGAGGCCCUUCGGCAGGUCUACCUCUCCGGACUUCACUCGUGGAAGAAGAAAUUCAUUCGCUUUAAGAAUGGGAUUUUGAAUGGUGUUUACCCAGGGAGUGCACCAGGGUUCAUGCUGGUGUUGGCAGGGUACUUGGGAAGAGCUCAUUAUUUAAAAGUGGACCCUUCUUUAGGCCUGCUCGUCAAACUUGGCAGACAUGUCCCAGUCAGUAGGUACAUGUCUGUACAAAAGCAGAUGUUAGUUGGGGGUGUCAUGGUGGGCACGGGUCUGUGGAUUGCCAUCAUAUUCAGCAUGAGGACUGUCCUGAAGGGUCUGCUGUCUUGGCACGGCUGGAUGUUUGCUCCCCAUGGCAAAAUGACCUGGCAAAUUCGACUAUGGCUGAUUCUAGUGAACAUUUUUUCUGGAAUGCAAACACCAAUGCUAUACAGCUUCCAGAACUCUCUCCCUCAUUUACCUGUGCCAUCUGUGAAGGACACCAUGAGAAGAUAUCUUGAGUCAGUUCAACCACUGCUGAGCGACGAGGAACACCGAAGAAUGCAGAGUCUUGCACUUGAUUUUGAGAAGAACCUUGGACCAAAACUUCAGUGGUACCUCAAGCUGAAGUCUUGGUGGGCCACCAAUUAUGUCAGUGACUGGUGGGAAGAAUAUAUCUACUUGAGAGGUCGUGGGCCAAUCAUGGUUAACAGCAACUACUACGUAAUGGACUUUCUUUAUGCCUUUCCUACACAUCUGCAAGCAGCAAGAGCCGGCAAUGUCAUUCAUGCAAUCAUGCUUUACAGGAGGAAGCUGGACCGGGCUCAAAUCAAGCCGCUUAUGCUUCAAAACACCAUCCCUAUGUGCUCGUCCCAAUAUGAGCGCAUGUUCAACACCAGUCGCAUCCCAGGCAUAGAAACAGACACAGUUCAGCACAUGUCUGACAGCAGGCAUAUUGUGGUGCAUCACCGAGGCCGUUACUUUAAAGUAUGGAUGUUUUAUGAUGGGCGGUUACUGUUGCCACGGGAGAUAGAGCAGCAGAUGGAGAGGAUUCUGGCUGACACCUCAGAGCCGCAGCCUGGAGAGGAAACCCUUGCCGCCCUCACUGCAGGGGACAGAGUGCCUUGGGCGUGUGCCCGUAAUGCCUACCUCAGACACGGCAAGAACAAGAAGUCUCUGGAUACUGUGGAGAAAGCCGCUUUCUUUGUUACACUGGAUGACACAGAGCAGCGCUAUGAUCCAUCAAAUCCUGUGGAGUCCCUGGACCAUUACGCUAAAUUGCUGCUCCAUGGGAAGUGUUAUGACAAGUGGUAUGAUAAGUCCAUAAACUUAAUUGUCUUCAAGAAUGGAACCAUGGGCCUUAAUGCAGAACAUAGCUGGGCCGAUGCUCCUAUUGUUGGCCACCUCUGGGAGCAAGUGCUCUCGAUGGACCCUGUUAAGCUGGGCUACACAGCAGAUGGCCACUGUAGAGGAGAACCUCACCCUAAUCUUCCUGGACCUCAAAGACUCCAGUGGAAUAUUCCACCUGAGUGCCAGACUAUGAUUGCCAACUCUCUGUCUGUGGCUGUGGCUUUGGCUAAUGAUGUGGACUCGCACAUCAUCCCCUUCAGUGACUUUGGGAAAGGCCUGAUCAAGAAGUGCAAGAUCAGUCCUGAUGCCUUCAUCCAGCUUGCACUGCAGCUGGCUCAUUAUAGGGACAAAGGAAAGUUCUGCUUGACUUAUGAGGCAUCCAUGACCCGUUUAUACAGAGAAGGCCGUACAGAAACUGUGCGCUCCUGCACCAUGGAAUCCUGUGCUUUUGUCCGUGCCAUGAUCGGCAACAAAACGAGAGAAGAGAAACUUUGUUUACUAACCCAGGCCGCUGAGAAACACCAGCAGAUGUAUAGACUGGCAAUGACUGGUCAGGGCACUGACCGCCAUCUCUUUUGCCUCUAUGUAGUGUCUAAGUACCUUGGACAGGACUCCCCAUUCCUCCAGGAGGUGCUGUCAGAGCCUUGGAGACUCUCCACUAGUCAGACUCCUUUGCAGCAGGGGGAGCUGUUUGAUCUGGUGAAUCACCCAGAGUAUGUAACCACUGGAGGAGGCUUUGGACCGGUUGCAGAUGAUGGUUAUGGUGUGGCCUAUAUGAUUGUUGGCGAAAAACUCAUCAAUUUCCACAUCUCUUCCAAGUGUUCCAGUCCAGAGACGGACUCUCAUCGCUUUGGAAACAAUAUCAGGCAAGCAAUGCUUGAUAUGCUGAAUCUGUUUGAGCUUGACAAAAAGACCCUAAAGUGAUUUGAUUGGUGAAAGGAUUAUGCUUUUAAUGACUCAAUUCACCUUAAUUAUAUAUGAGCAGUGUUGAGAGAAGCUUGAAU